Magnolia sinica is the source of this 2280-nucleotide messenger RNA. RefSeq lists its product as uncharacterized. The transcript has 9 exons. The coding region runs from base 50 to 1558 and encodes 502 amino acids. Gene Ontology annotation, biological process: proteolysis. Lineage: Eukaryota; Viridiplantae; Streptophyta; Magnoliopsida; Magnoliales; Magnoliaceae. Gene Ontology annotation, molecular function: ATP binding; metalloendopeptidase activity; ATP-dependent peptidase activity. The record is from RefSeq and is a predicted model, not a curated record.
CUUUCAGUUUGUUUGGCAAUAUCUUCAUUUCCCUCAGGAGAUCUCUCUCAUGGCAAUAUCCUCAAUGGCCCCCUCCCUGUCUUCUCUCAGCCGUCCAUCAUCUCCUCAUCCAUCUCCAUUGCCGUUCAUCUCUCCCAAAAUCCCCCCCUUCUUCGGAACCUCCUUCCCUCUUCUGUCUCAAUCCCCCGCCAGAAAGAGUCCCACCACAAGAGCUCUCAGAGGCUGGCGAGAAUACGAGGAAGCCGUCAAAGACAAGGACCUCGCCCGAGCCCUCCGCUUCUUGAAAUCCAUCGAAUCCCUUCCUCUCCAAUCCUCUCCCCACGGCGGCAGCAGUGGCGGUCUAUUGCAGCUGCAGCGGCCGGAGAGGGACUGGGAAGUGCUCGAUGCUUGCUUGAAUGCCGAUGACAUGAAGCUUGUCGGCAGCACCUACAAGUUCCUCCACGACCGGGGCUUCCUCCCUAAUUUUGGGAAGUGCAAGAACAUCGGUAAUUCUGCGAAUAUGUUCGAGGGGCUUCCAAAGGCAGAUUCCAUCUUCUUAGUUGGAAAGAAGUGUGCCGGCCUUUCAAUUGGGGGGAUCAGAUGCCUAGAUUUUGUUAAUGUGGCUCUGCUGGACAUUGCAGUUGCUAGUUGUUUCUCUCAGGAUGAUUCGGGAGGUGUUUGGGCUCCCCCUUAUAGGAGGGAUCUUUAUGAUAAUGAGUAUGAGGAUCUGUCGUGUCUCUUUCUUGCUUGCAGAGGAUCUUGGCUUCUCCGAGUGUUGAAGGCUCGCUUGUUUGGUGCACUGAAAGCUCUAGUAGAUUCUUUACCUGGUCCUUGCAUUAACUUCCUUCUCAUCCUAUCCAAAGGGAUGACUGGCAUUGCACUUCGUAGUUUGGCCGCAUGGCUCAAUUUUGAAAACAACGAAUGUAACAAUAUGAUCCAAAAUGGCAGUAAGCUAUCCUUUCUACUCUCUCAAGGAAUAGACAUAAGACCCAAUCUAGCUGCCAUAUUGGGGCUAGCUAUGCUAGACGCAAUUUUCCUAGGUGGCAGCUGUCUUGCUCAGAUCUCAUGUUUAUGGCCUCCAUACAGGCGUCGGAUUCUUGUUCAUGAAGCGGGGCACCUUCUUACUGCAUACCUUAUGGGUUGCCCAGUUCGUGGAGUAAUUUUAGACCCGAUUGUAGCUAUGCAAAUGGGAAUUCAGGGGCAGGCAGGAACUCAGUUUUGGGAUGAGAAGUUGGAAAAUGAGCUUGCGGAGGGCCGGCUUUCCAGCGCUUCUUUUGAUAGGUACUGCAUGGUUCUUUUUGCUGGAAUUGCAGCUGAAGCUCUUGUAUACGGAGAAGCGGAGGGAGGAGAAAAUGACGAGAAUCUGUUUAGGAGCAUCUCCGUUCUUCUACAACCUCCUCUAUCCAUUGCACAGAUGUCAAAUCAGGCACGCUGGUCAGUUUUACAGUCAUACAAUCUCCUCAAGUGGCACAAACACGCCCACAGAGCUGCUGUUAGAGCUCUAGAGAGUGGCAACAGUCUGAGUGUUGUCAUCAGGACGAUUGAAGAAGCGAUUCUGUCCAAAGGAGUUGAAGAGUAGGAAUGUGUUGAGGGUAAAUGGCAGCAUGAAAAUGUAAGCACAAAGUAACCAGUCUUUUUCUGCACAUGCACUGUGAAAAAUGGGUUUGUGGAUACGUAUGGAGGCGAAGGUGAGAAAAUGACAUAAAUGGAAUGCAAAUCACAGAAGUUGGGAAGUAUAUGAUCAUGAUCUUUUCACCCCGAAUUUGAACAUUUAUCUUACUCACUACCGCGAAAUGGAACCCGUCCAUAGAAGGGAGGGAAGAAUAUGAUGUAGGCUGCCAUUCCUUCUUUUCUAUAUUAGUAUACAAGGAUGCAGUCAAAGCUUCUGAAAGGGAGGUCCACUUCUGUCAUCUAAAAAUGAUGCUUGAGAGCAUGUAAACUUGCCUUCCUGAUUUGAACAGAGAGUGGUGAACUUGGGCAGCACUGCUCAUGGCGUUUUUCAGGUGACGGAUGGGGGUUGACUCACACAUGAACUUUUUGCUCAAUGAUGCCUGAGGAUGAAAUCUUAGGCCUUGAUCACUGGAGAGCAUAUUUCCUCAUACAACCUCAUGCAGAAUGUAUGGAGAUGGAACUUUCAAUCCUUGGUCAUUAUCAGACAGUGGGGCUGAAGUUGCAGAGAGCAGAUUUUCUUACAAUCUAUAUUCCUGGUGAGGUAAGUGUGUCUCAUUGUUGUUUUAUGAAUAUUGUAUUUAAUCCAGAGAACUUGAUUUUAGUUCAGAUCACAUGUUGGGUUUUGGUGAA